CACCAAGACUUUUUGCCUUUUGGAAAUAUGAAGGCUGAUGAGAGGACUGGCUGGACUGUACUCUUGGCUUGUAAACCAGAAUUGUGAAGAAAGUGCUUCCACAAUUGUAGCAAAUGAAGAUUCACUGGUAAAUCAAUCAAGAAUUUUGGCCUGCCCUCCAAAGCAAAGACAUGCCAAUAUUUGGUCUUUGUCCAGCCCAUGAUGAUUUCUAUUUGGUGGUGUGUAACGACUGUAAUCAGGUUGUCAAACCACAAGCAUUUCAGUCACAUUAUGAAAGAAGACAUAGCUCAUCCAGCAAGCCGCCUUUGGCCGUCCCUCCCACUUCAGUAUUUUCUUUCUUCAAUUCUCUGCCCAAAAGCAAAGGAGGCAGUGCAGGUGGAAGCAGCAGGUCUUCCAGUGGAGGAGUUCUCAGUGCGCCCUCAUCAAGUUCAAAGUUGUUGAAAUCACCCAAAGAGAAACUGCCACUCAGGGGGAGCACCAGGCCCAUGCAUCCCAUUCAGCAGAGUAGAGUACCCCCUGCUAGAGUCAGCAUGACGCCUUCUGUAAAGGUAGAAAAGAUACAUCCGAAGAUGGAUGGCACACUACUGAAAUCUGCGGUGGGGCCAACCUGUCCUGCUACUGUGAGUUCCUCAGUCAAGCCUGGCCUUAACUGCCCCUCAAUACCAAAGCCAAACUUGCCUUCACCUGGACAGAUUCUGAAUGGCAAAGGACUUCCUGCACCGCCAACUCUGGAGAAGAAAUCUGAAGACAAUUCUAAUAAUAGGAAGUUUUUAAAUAAAAGAUUAUCAGAAAGAGAGUUUGAUCCUGACAUCCACUGUGGGGUCAUUGACCUUGACACCAAGAAGCCCUGCACCCGGUCUUUGACGUGCAAGACACAUUCCUUAACCCAGCGGAGGGCUGUUCAGGGUAGAAGAAAACGAUUUGAUGUGUUAUUAGCCGAGCACAAAAACAAAACCAGGGAAAAGGAAUCCAUUCGCCAUCUGGACUCCCAGCAACCAUCACAGCCUCUCAGGGACCCGCAUCCCGCCCCUCCUAAAACGUCGCUGGAGCCGCACCAAAAUUCUCAUGGAGUGAUUCCUUCUGAAUCAAAGCCUUUUGUAGCUAGUAAACCUAAACCUCACACCCCCAGUCUUCCAAGGCCUCCAGGCUGCCCUGCUCAGCAAGGUGGGAGUGCCCCCAUUGACCCUCCUCCAGCCCAUGAAUCUCCACACCCUCCCCUGCCUGCCACUGAGCCAACUUCUCGGUUAUCCAGUGAGGAGGGCGAAGGCGAUGACAAAGAAGAGUCUAUUGAAAAACUGGACUGUCAUUAUUCAGGUCAUCAUCCUCAGCCAGCAUCUUUUUGCACAUUUGGGAGCCGGCAGAUUGGAAGAGGCUAUUACGUGUUUGACUCCAGGUGGAACCGGCUUCGCUGUGCUCUCAACCUCAUGGUGGAGAAGCAUCUGAAUGCACAGCUAUGGAAGAAAAUCCCCCCAGUGCCCAGUACUACGUCACCCAUCUGUGCACGCAUUCCUCACCGGACAAACUCUGUGCCGACAUCACAAGGUGGGAUCAGCAGUCUUUCAGCAGCCUCCGUCUCUACAUCCCCAGUUCUGCUCUCAUCCACCUGCAUCUCUCCAAAUAGCAAAUUGGUACCAGCUCAUGGAACCACACUAAAUGCACAGCCUGCCAUUUCUGGGGCAAUGGAUCCUGUGUGCAGUAUGCAAUCCAAACAAGUGUCCUCUUCAUCCUCUUCCCCCUCCACACCCUCUGGCCUCUCCUCAGUCCCCUCCUCCCCUAUGGCCAGGAAACCUCAGAAAUUGAAGUCCAGCAAGUCUUUAAGGCCCAAGGAGUCUUCUGGUAACAGCACUAACUGUCACAACGCCAGCAGCAGUACCAGUGGCGGCUCAGGAAAGAAACGCAAAACCAGUUCCCCGCUAUCAGUUCACUCUUCCUCCUCUUCCUCCUCUUCCUCUUCUUCUCAUUCCAUGGAGUCUUUUAGGAAAAACUGUGUGACUCAUACCGGGCCUCCCUACCCAUCAAUGGUGGCAUCUUCCCAUAGCAUUGGCCUCAACUGUGUGACAAAUAAAACGCACUCUGUGAGCCUCCGGCAUGAACCGUCAGGGAGGGGCCCCCCAGGUGGGAGCCCCGCAGAGUCCAUCAAGAGGAUGAGUGUGGUGGUGAACAGCAGUGACUCCACUCUUUCUCUUGGCCCAUUCAUUCACCAGUCUAACGAACUGCCUAUCAACUCCCAUGGCAAUUUUUCACACUCACACACUCCUCUAGAGAAACUUAUAGGAAAGAAAAGAAAGUGCUCUCCUGGCUCCAGCAGCAUCAACAACAGCAGCAGCAAACCCACAAAGGUUGCCAAAUUGCCAGCCACGAACAACGUCCACAUGAAACACACAGGCACCAUCCCCGGAGCACAAGGACUGACGAACAGUUCCCUCCUUCAUCAGGAUAUCUCCUCACCUUGCUUACGAACAGGAAUUUCAGCAGCAGCACCCCAGAGCCCUGACUUAAAAUCCAAAGGCACGUCCCUGACAGCUGAAAACAGCACGGGGAGAAAUAAUCCGGACACUUUUGAGGACAAGUUACACCUCCACUCAGCACUCUGGACUCCACGAUGCCUUUGAGUCUCUUUUCACAACCUCCUUGGGCCUCCAGGGUAAUCGCUGGGCUGUUGUUUUGAGGAUUUCCCCGAAGCUAUGUCUGUAGCAGUGAGUACUCAUACAGGACACUGGAUCAAGUUCAGCCACCAGAUUGCUUUUAUCAGUGUUAAAGUGGUCUGGACUGCUUGCUACCAAUCUGUGAGAAGUUUUUGUUCUUGUUUAUUUUUUUUAACUUGUUAUAUCAUGGAGCUACUCUUAAGUAGACUGGCCAGGCAAAAGAUUGUUUGACAAGAGCGUUAAUGUCAACUUUUCUCUCUCCUCCAUCUCCUUGCCAGUUUCUUUUCUCAUUCUCUCUCCCUUCCUCCUCCCUCUCUCCCCCAUUUCCUUUUUUCACACUUCUGUAGGUCAUUCUCCAGCACCUUAACUGGAGACCUUCCAGAGGAAAGGGAGCUGCAUCCUAAGCAGCUUUCUAAAGGCUUUUAUAGCAGUGUUCCAGAAGUAGAAUGUGGGUAUUGACUCAAGGUCACAUGACAAGAUAGGCCAGCCUUUUGCAAAUAAUUUGAGAUAAGACACUAUCAAAAGCUUCCAACUUACUGGUUUGAAGCCAUUGAUGCUGGGUUAGCGGGUAUCAGCCAUAUUGGAGGCUUACUUUUCAUGGUACAAAACCAAUCCCAUGUAAAAGAAAAAAGCAAAAAUAAUUUAAACUACUGUUGAUGAUGGAAAGCCAAAAUGAGGCAGGUGGAUGGGGGUGGGGGUUAAAAUCACAAUGAAGGGGGGAAAAUUUUUCCAAGAUUUCCAAAGAGGUGGAAUUGUCUUACCACUUAUUUUCAUGUAAAACAGUAUGUCAGAUUGGGUUGAUUGUCCUGCCCAAUUUUAUUUUUUAAGAUUUGUCUUUUUAAAAUAAAAAUGCUAGGAUACUUAAAUAUUUCUAAGGUAUUACCCCUAUUUUCCUCUCUGGAUACUGUCCUAGGACUUAGUGUAAGUAUCUGCUUCCUGUGCUCUGGGCAGUAUGUGUGCCCCCACUUCCCUUCUGGCUACUGCAGAUGUACAUUUAGAUGCGGGUGGAGUGGGAAGCAGACCUUAAUGGGAGAAGCUGGAGUGUAGGUACACGUUUGUGUGGAGGCUUUGUAUGAGGCUUACAGAGUGUUUCCCGACACACUCCCUCUUGUGUUUAAGAGAGUUUUAGAGCCUCUAAGAUAGUGAUUGCAGUGCUUCACCCCAAAUGAAAAUGUAAUAAGUUAAAACAGCAUUGUUUGAGAAGGUAUGCUUGAAUUUGGGGAAUGAUCUGGGGCCUCUUAAUGGACCAUCCCACCACUCCUGCUCCUGAACCAAGGAUCAGGCCUCUGGAUUAGGAGAGUGUUCACACAGAGUAGCCUAGCCCAAUGCAGGGUAAAUCCCACCAUUCUGAUCAGUGCAUUGGGUAGGGCCUACUCAGAGCCAGUCAGUGUGUCCUUUUAUCCCCACAGUUCUUGGUUACAAACUUCAGUUUCAGGGAAUUUCAAGUCAAAACCUGUAGAAUGAAUAAAUAUUUGGUUGCCAGCCUAAUAAAUGUGAAUUGCUACAGAAUUAUUCUUAUUAUGUAAUAAAACAAAGACUUUAUGCAGAUACUUUAACUAUAAAUUGAUGUAAAAUACUGAUUUUUUUAAGGAAGGGGAGAACAAUAUCUUGUUCAAUUUUAUGCAAUCAAUCAGUAAAUGUGUUUUUAAAUGAUACUAUAGGAGAGCUAGUAAGGAGAGAGUGUGGAUGGGCCAGUUAGGUAUAGGUAAAGGAAAUCAGUCUGGGUGUUCCAUCCCACUUGUGGGGGAGAAGAGAUAAGAGGGAAUCAGGAUGUAUCUAGUUGAUUCCUUGGUACAAGUGCAAUGGGGUAUGGGUAGAAUUUAUUUUCAGAGCCAAGGGGACUUUGAUGGUUAUAAAUUAAGUUGCUUUUAGUGAUGGAAUGAAUAGACAGAUCAAGUUUUCUGAAAGAUGUGAAUAGGAUCCACAAUAGCAAGUUGAUUCAGAUUAAUGUAGAUAUUUAGAUUAGUGAGUGUUCAUUGAUUUUUUUUUUAGACUGAAGUUUUAAUUGAAUUUCAUUAUGUCUCCUGGUAAUACAUAGAGCGUUGGGAUUAGGAAAUUAGCCAUUUUGGAUUUUGCCUGCCACAAACAGACCUAUUCCAAACAGUGCUAUUAAACUUUAGACUGUUCAAAUGUUUUAUUUUCUCCAACAACUACUUUUUAUUAUGAUGAACAAUUAAGACCAUUUAAAACACAGGAGUAAAAGUAUUUUUUUGAAUUGAAUUAACUUGCAAAAACCAAAUUUGCAGUGGUUGGGUUGUUUCUUAGACAGACUUUGGUAUCAAUUUAAAACCAAGAUAAUUUUUAUAUUCCUUCCAGUAGAAUUUCAUGACAACUUCUGCAGUUUUCUUAACGUACAAAAAAAAGUGCUGCAAUGAUGAACAAAGAAUUAUACGAAACCUACUUUUGUACCUUUAUUUUGGGAUUUCUUGUUCUAUUAUAAAUAUGGAAGUAGCCCUAUUUCAGAAGACAUAUUUUGUUAAAAAUGAAUUGUACAUAUUUAAAUAUGUAUUUUUGCACAGGUCUUUUUUUCUGAUAUCCUGUUUUGGUACAAUUGAGAUCAUCUAGUAUUUAUUUAUUAAUUAAUAAAAGUAAAUACCUUUUUAUAAUUUGAAGUGGUUCACUGCCAAGCCAAUAGUUGUAGAACCUGCCUCCUUUACAGUGGAAGGAUUGCCUCUGUUCUGUGAAAGUCUUUGUUCCUUUUAGUGUCUCAAGAGUGGAUUCACACAGACGAAGUGGGCAUUGCUUCUCCUCGGUUGCCUGAUUUCCCAGUAGACCACAUGUGACUAAGUGACACACUGCUUUUCUCUCAUUAGUGUUUUAUGUGCGAGUGUGUGUGUGUGUAUGUGUGGGUACGUGCCUGUGUGUGUGUACACUCUGAGCACACUUUUGUUAUGUAUGUGAUGUGGUUUAAAACUAAUGGAAAAACUGAAAGUGCCUGAACCUAACUUUAAAGCUUAGACAGAUUCUCUUUAAAAAAGACUUGAAUGUUCAGUUGAACUUUUGGAGUUUGCUUUUUCCACCUACUUAUUGUUUUGUAAAAUCUUAGGGGAGGAGUUGAAAACAACCAAUGCUGGUAAAUUUUAUAAGGUAUUUUACAUUUAAGACCUUUGGGUUCACAGUAAUUUCACUGGUGAUGGAUUUGCCAGUGGCACCAAGAGUUAAAACCUGUCAGCCAGCAAUGUACAUGCCAUGUCCGUUUUGUCACUCACUCAUGAAAUAAGAGAGUUUAAAGUAGAAUAUUUAAAAUAUUUUGUAUUACAAAAAUAUAAUACAAAGAAGUACCUCUGAGAACAUUGAAAAAAAAUGUGUAAUUUGAGAAACCUAACUUAAAAUGGCAGCUGCCUUCCUGCAAGAGUUCUGUUGCCAAGGAGUUUCUUCAUGUCUCUCAUUCUGUCCUGGGUUGGGGGAAAGUUGGGCUUUGAAAAAUGAUUGCUCAAAGUUUCAUGGUUUAAAAGAAAAUAAUCAUUUUUACACUUUGUGCAAAAAUUUUACAUUUCCAGAUGAUUUUAAAUGAGCACUACAUACUGUCAGUGUGAAUGUAGGGCCUUGAAAGCGGUUUUUUUGAACUUGGUUAUAAAAGCAAUCUCCUGUGUUAAAAUGUGUGAAUAGUUGGACAAUGUGUACCCAUAAUCAAGAGCAUCUCAGCUGGACUUUGUGUUGGCUGCUGUAUAGAACAUGAACAAAUGUCAAGGGAUAGAAAAUUACUUUGGAUAUUUAAAAGAGAAGAAAUAUAUAGUCUAUUUGUUUUGUAACAAGUUUCUGUAAAUAAAAUAAUUUAUACUA
This is a messenger RNA of Dipodomys ordii (Ord's kangaroo rat), 6428 nucleotides long. RefSeq names its product ataxin 7 (gene Atxn7). NCBI's taxonomy places the organism in Eukaryota, Metazoa, Chordata, Mammalia, Rodentia, Heteromyidae. The coding region runs from base 171 to 2612 and encodes 813 amino acids. The transcript is spliced from 12 exons. The record is from RefSeq and is a predicted model, not a curated record.